UCAUGCUAAAUUACCUUGAGAUUUCUACGAUGAGUCCAGUUCAGCUGAAGAUGCGUCUGAUUUUCUUCUCUGUGCUGCUGGUGUUGGGCUUUCCCUUCAUCAUGACUGAAGUCGUAGAUUCAUUCAGUAAAUGCAGUGGCUUUUUUUUUGAAGGAGAGCCUCCAGUGAUUAAGGACAUUCUGCUGGAAAAAACAUUUGAAUCGAAGGAAUUUUGUGCCUAUCAGGCUUGUAAAGAAGACUACUUAAACCAAAAUCAAUGGUCUCGUGGUCACAUACUUCCAAUGUCCUAUGCAGCUGAUGAAGACACUGCCAAAUCUACAUGCAUACUGACCAAUAUUGUGCCGCAGAAGGAAAGCUUUAAUUCCGGAAGCUGGAGUCGCAUGGAGCAAACUGUUCAAAAAGUAAUGGAUUCUAACUGCAGGGAUGAAAAAGACAGUAAUAAGAUCUUGGCCUAUGUGCUGACAGGAGCUGUACCAAGCCAAACUGAAACACUGAAUAAUAGAGUAAACAUUCCCUCACACAUGUGGACCGCGUUCUGCUGCUAUAACAGUAAGACCAAGAAAUGGGAGUCCCAAGCUCACUGGGCUGAAAACAUAGAUGAGAGCAAAAAUAAAGGCAAAACUAUCAGUAAGCAGAGUCUAACUAAGGUACAGGAUUUUCUAAAGAGCAAGUACGGAGACACCACACUGUUUAACGGUAAAUGUGUGGAUCUGUUAAAUGCAGAUGUAAGUCAGCCUCUAGAAGCAGAUAGUGAUGAUGACCAGCAAAAUGAUGAGGAGCGAUCAGUUUUGGCAUUUUUAAUGUCAAUUCCAGCAAAAGCUUGGGCAGGGUUAUGUUCUUUUUUAGGUAUAGGAGACUGAAUUUUUCUUUACUCUGGUUUAAUGGUUAAAUGAAAUAGUAGUAAUUAAAAGGCAUGUGUAAUUUAUUGAAAUCAUGAAACGUACACAAUUUAACCACAGUUUAUUACAAGUUUAACAAAAAACUAUAUUUUUAUGGCCCUAUUUUUUUUCUGUCAAAUUCCAUUUUAUUUUGAACAGAUUUUGUAUUUUUCGUUUUAAUUUUCUGGAUUCCAUUGUAAUUGUUUUAUCUAGUUUAAAAUCAUUUUAAUAGGAUAAUAAAAAGCAACUGUAAUUCGUUAAAAGCUUUAUUAUUAUUAUUAUUUUAUGUAUCUGUUUUUAUUUUUGAAAUACUGUGUUAUUUACUUCUUUUUUUUCGCUUCAUGGAAAUCAUAGGGUCCUAGUUAUGCAUGUCUAUUAAGUCAUGCACUGUUAAGCUUGUCUAAAUGUGAAGAUGGCAUGAAAUUACAACAGUAACAGAUUUCUGUUAUUAACACUGACAACUGUGUCUUUGACAGCUACUGUAUGUAACAAAAAACCAAACCAAUAAAUGCUUUCAAUCAUUCAAAUUGAUUCAAGCUUCUGAAAUGUAUCUGUUGAACUGAUGUCACGCCACUUUGAGUUUCUCAAGAUCACGCUAGGACGUUUAAUAUUAAUGUAAAAACAUAAGCUUUACUAGUGCUCAAUAGAACAGAAUAGUGCAUAAUGAAACAAAUUAAAUGUUAUUUCUUAAACUUGAUUGACUGUGCAGCUAAUCAGGUAUCUGUAUGCUGGUACAUGAACUAAAGAAUACAGACAUUCAUUUUCAUUGUAACGUAGUUUAAACAGGAUUUAUCAUAACAUAACUGUAUAACCAUAGACUGUAUAAAAACGGUUCUCAUCUAUUCCGAUCAGUUUCGGCUGAACUGAACCAGGUCUCAAGAAUCAAUCUCAUAAAACCUGAGACCAAAGAACAUUUACAGGUUAUAUUUUGCCCCAA
Messenger RNA from Carassius auratus (goldfish), 1815 nucleotides. RefSeq names its product nuclease-like. Bases 3 to 860 code for a protein of 285 amino acids. The record is from RefSeq and is a predicted model, not a curated record. NCBI's taxonomy places the organism in Eukaryota, Metazoa, Chordata, Actinopteri, Cypriniformes, Cyprinidae. The transcript has 2 exons. Gene Ontology annotation, molecular function: metal ion binding; nucleic acid binding; hydrolase activity.